AUGGAGAAGCCUCGGCGGCCCAGAGGGAGAAGAAGGGGGCCUCUGCAACUGCUCAGCCUUCAGCUCCGAUUCCUGCCGGCCUCAGCCAGCCCGGCGUCUGGGAGAGUUGAGCGAGAGGGCACCAAGAGAAGGCCAAGCCCGCCUUCGCCCCGCCCAGGCUUCCCGAGGGAGGCGCCCAAGUGGAGCGUCUUUUCCGAGGGAGCGCAGCGCGGCCGCCCCACAGACGGGCUUUCUCUGGCUUCUGCCGCCGAGAGCUCUUCGUCCGCCCCCUCCAUGAUGGCCGCGCCGUUCCCGCCGCUGCUCCUGGGGCCCCUGCUGGUGACCGUGCUGGGGGUGCCCUCCUCCGUUGCCGCCAACGCCAGCGCCGCCCCGACGGUGGAGGUGACUUUGGGGGUGCUGCUGCCGGAGCUCAACCUGAACUACGCCUGGGCCUGGCCGCGCGUCCAACCCGCCCUGAGCCUGGCCCGGGAGGCGCUGCAGCCCCAGCUGCGCCACCCCCGCCUCGCCCUCCGCACCGCCUUCGCCUCCACCGAGAACGCCGAGGGCGCCUGCGACAGCGGAGAGGCCGAGUUCAUGACCGGGAUUCUGAAGCGCUCCGACGACCCGGACGUGCUGCUGGGGGUGGGCUGCCUGGAGACGUUCUCCGAAGUGGCGCGGUUAGCCCAGCGCUGGCAGCUGCCGCUCCUUCGAGCUGGGGCCUACAAUAAUCCCAGAUACGGCAGCACGCAGGUGUACGCCGGCCCAGAGGGGCCCGACCUCCGAGCCUUCCUUACCCAGCUGCACCGGCACUUCAACUGGAGCAACGCCCACCUGGUCUUCCGUCGCGAUGACUAUGUCUGGGAUUUCCGUGGCCAUUUGUGGGUGCCGGAAGCAAACUCCCUCAACUUCACCAGCAACUUCCACCGCUCUGAGGAGCCGGACCUGACUGUCCGGUUCAUCCAGGCCAAGGGGCCAGUGGCCUAUAUCUGUGGGUCCCUGGAGAUGUUGCAGGAGAUCAUGCACCUGGCGCAGGCUCAGAACAUGACCAACGGUGACUACGUCUUCUUCUACCUGGACAUUUGGGGAGAUAGCCUGAGACCCAAGGGGCAUCACAAGAUAGCCAAGCCCUGGCAGAACAAGGAGAGCCAAAAUGCAGGAGACCUUCGAGAGGCCUUCCAGACGGUGCUGGUGGUCACUCCCCAUGAGCCCCAGACCCCCGAAUACCGGCAUUUCCAGAGCCAGCGGAUCCUGCGUGCCCAGAGGGACUUUGGUGUGGUGCUUUAUGACUCUCUGUAUGCAAACCUGGUGGCCGGCUGCUUCCACGAUGUGCUGCUGCUGUAUCUCAAGGCCCUGAAUGAGACGCUGCUGGAAGGUGGAACCAAGCGGGAUACCAACCGCAUCCUGGAAAAGAUGAGGGGCCUGAAAAUCCAAGGUGUCACUGGGACGGUGAGCCUCAACGGCUACAAUGAGCGAGAGGUGGAUUUCGACCUGUGGGCCAUGAGGGAUGCAGAGAGUGGAGAAUACCAGGUGGUGGCUCAUUACAUGGGAGCAGAGAAGCAAAUCAACUGGCUGGGGCCCAUCCAUUGGAAGAAGGGGGGUCCUCCUCUGGACAACGCCCCCUGUGUCUUCAACAUGGAUGACCCCUCCUGUGGGAAAGGUGGGUGUGUCCAGGGAUUGAGUUGAUCUCACUGGCCUGUCUGUGUUGGUUGUUCCUAAGGCCUUAAAUUCACACUCUGCCACCUCCAGUGGUGAUCCGUCUGCCAGGCAGGACAACCCUAAGUAGGAACGUUCAAACAUCUGCCAUUUUGCCUCACGUUCUGCUCUCUGGUUGGGAGCACAGAGCUGGUUCUUCACCAAGGAGUUUGGCUGUUCAUGAACCUUUGAUAUCUUUCCAUUGGGUUAAGUUUUUGCUUAUUCGUACGCUACAGCUAGCAUUAUUUCACAUCUGCGUGUUCCCACACAUCUGAAUUGGAGUCCUGGCUUCCUCCUCUCAUGUAGACCUGUCGUCUCUGCUCACUGCAUGGUAACCAAUUCUAAAAACAUAGAGCAAACUGAUCAGUCUGACAGUAAUGGUUUAAAAAAAAAAA
Messenger RNA from Heteronotia binoei (common prickly gecko), 2066 nucleotides. Its product is annotated as atrial natriuretic peptide receptor 2-like. Lineage: Eukaryota; Metazoa; Chordata; Lepidosauria; Squamata; Gekkonidae. The transcript has 6 exons. Gene Ontology annotation, molecular function: peptide hormone binding; signaling receptor activity. Gene Ontology annotation, cellular component: membrane. The record is from RefSeq and is a predicted model, not a curated record. Bases 1 to 1662 code for a protein of 553 amino acids.